AUGGAAUGUGGGUGGUGUGAUGAUGAAAUCUAUAAACAUUUAGAAAAUUUUGAGCGUGAUAUAAAAUGGAAUCGUGGGAUCUAUGGCGAACGGGAUCGGGCGAUUAGACGAAUCUGUAUAGCCACUAAAGAUUUGGGUAAACCUGAAACACGUGUAACCUGUGAUGCCUUGAUUGAUGAAUGGUAUCGUAAAGGUUAUAACAACCAAAAGGUUAACGAUUUGUUAUGGGAUAUGGUUCGUGAUAAUGAGAGAAAGUGGGAUAAAAGACGUAAUCUAACAAAAUCUGAAGUUAUUGAACGUCAACAUAUAGCCAAUGAAGCAGGGGAAUGUCAUGCUCAAUAUGUAAGAAAUAUAGAAGAAAGAGAACUUAUAAAACGUGAAGAACAAAAAAAAUGGAAUUAUGACUAUCGUAGAUUUGAAAAUAGACAAAAAUUUAAUGACGCUAUGGAAAGAUAUUAA
This is a messenger RNA of Phytomonas sp. Hart1, 459 nucleotides long. The record is from the annotation of a GenBank genome assembly. NCBI's taxonomy places the organism in Eukaryota, Euglenozoa, Kinetoplastea, Trypanosomatida, Trypanosomatidae.